AUGUUCCCGAGCAGCUUGAGCAGCGCCGACCCGACCACGCGCGAUCCGGCCCCAAGUUCGACCACGCGCAAUCGGACCGAUUCGUUCGCCAUGACCGCCGCCAAUGCGCUCGGCCCUUGUCCUUUCUCAUCUUCUUCCUCAUCAUCGAAUUCCAUUAUGACAGGAAGUCGGAGAAGAUCCGCCUCAGCAGCGAUGGACAAUCUUCCCCUCGAUGCCCCACCUUCGUUGCUCAUCCAGUCCGAAAUCUUGGCUCGACUCGCCCACGGUCCGACCUUGUUACCAAGUUCUCUCGCGCAUCUCAUCUCGGCCAUCUCGGUCUGUUCGAGGGUAUCGAUCCGUUCGGCCGCUCUGUUCAUCGAGGCAAUCCUUGAGAGUAUUCGACAGGGGACCACGGCAGGCCUGGGAUUGACGAGGAGGGCUCUGAUUAGUGCUGUCGCGAGCGCGAGGACGUUGCACUAUGUCGCCAACGGUCUCGAUUGGGAUGGCAGGAAUGCUCAGGGGGAACGGGAUAUCGGUCUCUAUCUCGGCCUACUCGAUCGAUACACAAAUCUCGGAAUUUAUGUUGUCAGUAUUUUCGAUGAUCGUUAUGCAACUCGUCAUCGUACCCACCUUGCACACCCUAUCGCGCACAGAUCAACCACACCUUCACCCUAGCCGAGCUCUUCUCCCUCGCCGGCCUCUCCCUGACCAUGUCAACGACUUCGCUCGCCUUUGCGACCGCCGAAGAAUCAGUCCGCAUGCUCGAUUCCCUUCUUGGAUCAGGCGAGACGUCGCGAGCUUUGUCGGCCAUCAUCGCGCUCGUGAGGACGGAGAUGGCGGAGGAUCCGAAUUUCAAGAUCAUUGAUGAUGGGGUCAUCUCGACUUUGGCAUUGUUGACCAAGACGCUGACGGCUUUUGUGUGUUUACAAGUGAGUCCCACAUGUGAAUCUCACCUGUUGCAUAGAUUGUUUUCUAUGGUGUUCAUGUUUCGUUUCGUCCGGUUUGAACAGGCCGCCACGAGCAAGCGCACGGCCAAGGAGAUGAGGAUGCGCGUCGUGUACGAUUGCACCGUCGUUGCCGAAGGUGAAGAGACGAUCACGGGGUACGUUCCCUUUCCUACGACAACGCAAGGGUCUGCCGACGAGCAUUCCUCGGCACACGCAUUGGAGGAUCACUACGUCCGCGAACAUCGACGAUCGAGGGCUUCGAGUAUCGAGCUCGCUGGCCAAGAGCUUAGACGGGACCCGCACGGUAGUCUGCUCGGGUCGACCAGUCCGAGGUUGAUGAGAAGUCGGACCAAAUCUGUUGGUUACGAGAAUAUCGAUGUACAGCGGAAAGAGAGGGAAGAGAGGGAAGAGGAGACGGAGAUCGUCGAGGAGUUGAACGAGUUGUGUGGUCUCGAUCAGGAUCAGACGGCGUUUGAGUCAGAUCAAGUUGAAGCCGACGAUGCCGUCGCCAAGUUGCCGCCCGAGGUUAGUGCGGCGCUUGAGGAGUUGAAGCAUUCCGCCGCGGGCAAGACGAUCGUCACUUCUUCUAUGGGGUCACACUAUGAGGUUGAAGUGACAGAGACCACGACGACCACUACGACGACGGUCAGGGCGACUGCGUCGACGAUGGGAGGGGACGGCUACUCUACCCGUACGCUCUCGAGGAGGACCGCACCGCGUACACGACCCUUGUCUUCAAUUUUCCAGAUCGCCGUGCCGCAGGCUUCGGACGUCGAGGAAGGUGAUGUAUCCAUGGACGAAGCCGGAGAUUCUAGUCCUGGUAGCUCGAGUGAUGAGUGGGUCGACGUCGGCAAACAAUCACCCAAGCAGCAGCCCGACGACGUCUUUGGGCCCGAGGAAUCGGUCGCGGCCGGUCCCGAGGAGGAGGGCUCUCGUAACGCCAAACUACAAGUCGUGUUCCGAACGAUGACGAGCAAGUUCACGAAACGUAAACGUACCUUUCGUCGAGUUGAUCACAAGGAGACGGUCACGACAACUUCGACAUCGAUUCCGUCGUCGGGUGAGAGCACACCUCGUCCAAGACGUAUUGCGGUGAGCAGCGAGGUCGAGGAGCCAUGUUCGCCUGAUUCUGCUGCGAGUCGCAAGAGCCCUGGGCGGAUCUUGAAGGCGUUAGGGAAGGCGCUCAUGUGCAACCCCUCGGUCGAAAACGUCUCUUCGUCGUCGCCACCCAUGUCAAGUCGGAGCUCCCGAACGAUGUCGAGGGAGUCGACGCACUCUGCCGGGUCUACCGAGCAAGUGUCGAGACUGCCGUCGACACCGCCUAGGAUGUCUGGCAUGACAACUUUGGCUCAAAUCAACGACAUGAGGUCUCCUACUGCUUCCUGUGCGUCGUCUAGGAGGCCAUCGCUCUCGGAUCUGGCUAUCACCUCACGGAGAGGUUCGAAAGCCCCUCUCGAGCCUCUGAAUCUAACAGGGGCUCAAGUGCCGACUCAUACCUCGACCAGCUCAGCCCCCGUCCCCAAGCUGCGACGCGCCGAAUCGAUGGUCUCGAUCGUCACGACAUGCAAGCACUCGCAAGCGACGCCGAUGGAGGAACCUGAACCCAAGGCGUCAAACUUCCCUCGCCAACACCUCGUCGCGAACCUGCAACGCUUCAUGCGAUACUCGUCAGCCGCGUAUGGGCAAGCCUUCUUGCGAAUUCUUGGGCUCGGCAAAUCCCGCGGUCUCGACUUUUCGUUCCCCAAUACUAAAAGCCAUGCCAACAGUCAUGCCUUUGCGCACCAUGUUGGCAUCCCCGUCGAUGAUAUCCUGCUCGACUCGUAUACGACACCUGGGGGUGGCAUCUUUGACAACCACCGGAUCUCGCCCAUCGUCACCUACCUCGCCGUCGAUCACGAGAUGAAGGCGAUCGUGCUCAGUUGUCGCGGAUCGCUCGGCCUGUCCGACGUGCUCGUCGAUCUUGUGUGCUCUUAUGAGCAGAUACAUGUUCCCGAUGGCGAUCCCAUGGCGUUGUAUCAAGUACACGCGGGUAUGUGGCACGCUGCAACGCGAUUGCAGCGUGGGUUGGUGCACAAGACGAUCAAGGAGGCGCUUGAGCAGUAUCCUUCUUAUGGCUUGGUACUUACCGGCCACAGGUGAGCCGCACUACAGUUUCAGGGUCUUGGAAACUGCCGCUGAGAUAUUGCGUGAUGGUCACAGUCUCGGUGGUGGCGUGUCAUCCCUCCUCUCGUUGUUGUGGUCCACACCCUCGCACGUCUUCGAGCGCAAUCGCCGCCCCGUCGACAUCGGUCGCCACCCACCCAUCCAUACGCCCUUCGUCACGUCGUUUGCUUCAGGUCUUCCCGCCGGUCGACCGAUCCAUUGUUACGUCUUUGGUCCCCCUUGCGUCGCCUCCCCCGACUUGGGUCGCUAUUGCCAAGGUUUGGUCACCUCAACCACGCACAACAACGAUGUCGUCCCGACGCUCUCGAUCGGCUCCUUGCGUGACUUGAAGACGAUGGCGAUGAACUUGCAUGAAGAUGGAGGGACAGGGACGACGCGCGAGAUCAUCGGUCGAGUGUGUGGGAUUUACCAACGCAAAAUCGCACUCGCGACGUCGGAACGACUUUACCGAGGCCUGCCGGGUGGAUCGGAGAAGGAGACCCCUUCGCUUCACGACGUCUCGGACGAAGCGCGCUUGGUUGCCCUGACCAAAGCGGAGAUCAGGGCGGGGAGGGGCAAGAACCGCGCCCUUGAUCCGGCGUAUUGUGAUCCGACGUUGUUACAAGAGUCGGAGGACCCUGAAGAUGUCGUCGUCAAUGAUUACUUGUGGUCCGUCAUGCGCACGUUGCGCGCUGAUAACGAUAAUGACAAGUUAUAUCCGCCCGGUGAGUCUCCGAAUGGAGCAAUUGGUUCUCUUCGCUUUACUGACAGCCGCGUCUUCGAUCAUCCGACGCAGGCAAUGUGUUUGUGGUGGAGAACUACACCGUCUUCAUCUCCUCCGAAUCAAGGCCAGGCCAAUACGCUCGACGCGAAGGACGCCGCAUCCUGCUGCGCGCGGUCGACAACGUUGAGAAACGGUUCGCCGAACCCGUGUUUGGCAAGACCCGUAAGUCUCCUCAUCUUCGUUACAAGUAGAUCGGUCGGAUCAGAGCUGACCGUCCGUGGGCACAUUCAUCUCCCUUUAGUCUUCAUGGACCAUUCCCCGACAGGCUACGAGGAGAACGUCGACCUCCUCGCAAGAGCCGUCCUUGGCUAA
Microbotryum saponariae is the source of this 4164-nucleotide messenger RNA. The record is from the annotation of a GenBank genome assembly. Lineage: Eukaryota; Fungi; Basidiomycota; Microbotryomycetes; Microbotryales; Microbotryaceae.